Molecule: messenger RNA, 15286 nt
Organism: Stegostoma tigrinum
Lineage: Eukaryota; Metazoa; Chordata; Chondrichthyes; Orectolobiformes; Stegostomatidae
Gene: vps13d
Product: vacuolar protein sorting 13 homolog D
Exons: 70
Coding region: 156-13445 (4429 amino acids)
Biological process (GO): mitochondrion organization; protein retention in Golgi apparatus; protein targeting to vacuole
Cellular component (GO): extrinsic component of membrane
Molecular function (GO): protein binding
Source: RefSeq, a predicted model, not a curated record
CGCGGUGGCCUUAGCAACGCUGUACGUCUGUCUGCCUGCGGGAGCCUGAGGCCGAGCGCACCGCUGGCGUGAGAGGGAGACUACAGAUAGACAUCGAGCAACAUAGCCAUCUCAUCUUGAACCCAGAUCCCCUUCCGCCCCGGUCUAACCUAACCAUGUUGGAGGGGCUGGCAGCCUGGGUCCUCAACACUUAUAUUGGCAAAUAUGUAAAUAACCUCAACACAGACCAGCUCUCCAUAGCCCUGAUGAAAGGAGCUGUUGAAUUAGAAAACCUCCCUCUGAAGAAAGAUGCCCUCAAAGAAUUGGAUUUACCUUUUGAGGUAAAAGCAGGUUUUAUUGGGAAGAUAACAUUGCAGAUCCCAUUCUACCGGCCUCAUGUGGAACCAUGGGUAAUAUCCAUCUCUAGACUCCAUCUGAUUGGUGCGCCAGUUAAGCAGUCUGAGUUUGAUGAAGAAAUGGAACGUUCACUGGACAGAAAAAGAAAGAGUGCACUACUGGAUUCUCUGGAGGCUAAAUGGAAGAGUAACCAGCAGCAGAAAGGGGAAUCUUACUGGUACUCAGCUACUGCUUCCAUGGUAACCAGGAUUGUGGAAAAUGUGGAGCUGAAGGUUCGAAAUGUUCACUUACGAUUUGAAGAUAACAGCACUGAACCUGACCAUCCAUUUGCAUUUGGAAUCUGUAUCAAGAGUGUGUCUGUGCAGAAUGCAGAAGAUGAGUUGAUUGAGAAAUCGAUCCGGAAGAAGAGACUACAGAUUGAGGAUUUCAGUAUUUACUGGGAUGUGGACUGUGAAUUGCUUGGGGAUAUUCCUCCUACUGAACUCCAGGAAGCCAUGGAUUAUUUUUUGGAAAACAGAGACCACAAGUACAUACUGGAGCCAGUUUGUGCCUCUGUGCUGUUAAAGAGGAAUGGAACCAAAGAACCCUUGCGUUCUCGUAACACUCCACGCAUUGAGUGUGAUGUCAAUCUGAAGACAAUUCCAUUAAAACUAUCACAGGUACAGUACCAGCAAUUGAUGACAUUCCUGAAAGAAAUGGAAAGAAAAGAGCGACAACUCCAACUAAGAAAAUGGAGGCCGAAAGUUCCUGUCAAAUCAAAUUCGCGUGAAUGGUGGAAUUUUGCUCUGAAUGCAAAUCUCGCUGAGAUCCGUGAGCAGAGGAAGCGAUUAAACUGGUCAUACCUAUUGCAACGAGCAAGAGAUGCUGUAUUUUAUACAGAGACAUACCAUCAUAAGCUGCAAGGAAGCCUGAAUUCUUUUGAAGAAGAGGAGUUGGAGAGAAUUGAGGAUGAGCAGACCUUUGAGGAUUUGAAAAUCUUGCGAGAAAUUGUUUAUGAACGUUUCAAGAAACAGGACACGCUGGCUGAGACCCUGCAUGAGCCACCAUCAGAACCUCUGGGUUCUUCCUCAUGCUCAGAAUCUAUGCAUAAAAAUCGCAGUGGCAUGAUCCAGUACCUGCAGUCUUGGUUCCCUGGAUGGGGUGGCUGGUACGGCUACUCCCAGAAUCCUGAGCAGACUGAGCAGGGUGUGACUGUAGAGGGCCUGACAGCUGAGGAGCAACAGCAGUGGAGUUCUGAAGAGGAUCUAGCAGCUGAUGAAAUCUUUGACACCAUGACUGACACAUCGAACAUGAAUACAUUCACAAGGAGGGACCGUGUGUUCAUCAAACUAAACUUCCUGCUACAAAGGGCGACUGUCAGCUUGCUCAAACAUGAUAAAGACAUGGGCCUUGAUGAGACAGAGACAGCCUUUGUGGACUUGGAAUUUUCAGGUGUGAAAAUUGGCGUGGAGUCCUCCCCUCGCACAGAAUCAUCAUUGUUCUCUGUACAGCUGGGAGGCCUGUUCCUGCGAGACUUGGCAACACAAGGAUCCUUAUUCCCUGUCCUAGUUUCACCCAAACCGGAAAAAGAUGCUGCAAGCUUAUCUCAAACAUUGGGUUUACGCUCCACAUCUGAGGCAACAGCUUUUCGCUCACUAUGUAAGAUGCCAUCUGUGUUUGAAAUGGUUUACGAAAAAAAUCCAAUUCGCAGUAACUACGAGAGGAGAUUGGAAGUCAGCACUCGGCCUCUUAAUAUCAUCUACAACCCUCUAGUAAUCAAGAAAGUUGCAGAUUUCUUCUACAAGGGCAAAGUUCAUACCUCAGGCUUUGGCUACCAGUCAGAACUUGAACUACGGGUAGCGGAAGCUGCUAGACGGCAGUACAACAAAUUGAAAAUGCAAACAAAGGCUGAAAUCAGGCAAACCAUUGACCAGCUUCUGGUGGGCGAAUUCAUUGAAAAUGACAAACGCUGGAUGAUGAAAUUAGAUAUCUCCGCUCCUCAGGUGAUUUUUCCCGAUGAUUUCAAAUCCCCAGAUUCCGUACUUGUUGUUGUGGAUUUAGGUCGAAUUCUGCUGACGAAUAUCGGAGAUGAGCCAAAAGGGAGAGGCAAUGGAGAAUUUUCAGUCCAAGAUGAAGAGAUCAGUGAUGAUGAGUACAAAACACCACUAGCCACACCACCCAACACCCCUCCUCCAGAGCCCAGUUCUGAUCCUGGAACAAAGACUCCAGAAUUCCUGACUUUAGGAUUUACUGAGGAGCAACUGCAGCAACAUUUUAUCAACAAUAAGCUGUAUGAGAAAUACUGCCUGUCCUUCAUGGACAUGCAGAUCAUGGUUGGACGAGUCAUGGACAAUUGGAAGCAUGUUCAGGACAGCGAAGUUGGGCCAACGCAUGUCGUUGAGAAAUUUAAUGUGCUGUUACAGCUAGAACGGCGGUUAAUGUACACCUCUGAUCCAAAUCGUCCUGGUGCGAUGCUGUCUGGGACCUUGCCUGAGCUGAAAAUACACGUGAAUGAGGAUAAAAUUACAGCAUUGCACAACUUUUUGUUGAGGGUGACUGCUUCUGAGGUGCAGCAGAAAACAGGUGAGCAGCAAUCUCUACGACGAGAAAAAAUCUUUAAGAAGAUGGAUAGCCGAGGGAAGCUGCUUGAUUCAAAGCUGAGCCUGACACAGAGCGUAAUGUCACUUGAGCAGCAUACUCGUGAGGUAUUGGUUGAGUCCAAGCUACUCCUAGCAGAAUUCAAAGUCAAUUACAUGCAGCUGGGAGUUGAGAGUUGUGGACGGUACAUCUCUGUAUUGAAAGUUUUUGGCAUCAACUCCAACUUUGUGAAGAGGCCCUAUGACAGUGAAGUGACACUUACUGUACAUGGAUUAUUGUUGGUGGAUACUGUCCAAACCUAUGGUUCAGACUUUGACUUGCUGAUGGCUUCCCACAAAAAUUUGAGUUUUGAUGUUCCCACUGGCAGUCUUCGAGAUAGUGGAGCACAAUCCCCUGUCUCUCCUCACUCGUCUGUUGCUACAUCAGCCAAUGGUACCUCAUUGGAUAAGAAUAAAAACACAUUAAGCAACACUUCAGCAUUAGAAGAGCAAGUCACUGCGUCCUGUCCUGCUCAGGACUAUGAUGUCCUAAUUAAACUAGAAUAUCAAUUUGUGAGCUCUGACUGCCCAUCUAUGAACUUGGACAGCUCUUUACAGGUCAUGUCAUUGCAAGUUAAUAACCUGGACAUCAUCCUUAAUCCAGAAACCAUGGUAGAACUCAUUGGCUUCCUACAGAAAUCCUUUCCAAAAGGCAAAGAAGAUGCAAGUCCACAGCCGUCACUUGUAGAUCCAGCAAUGAGUUUUGAGGACCGAGAAUCCAUUCAGUCUACCUAUGAUCAGAACACACAGAUGGCAGUAGAAAUCCAUCGGCUCAAUAUACUGCUUCUCCGGACUGUUGGGCUUGCAAGUGGAGAGAAAUUGGGAAGAAAAAUUGCUACAGCUAGUAUUAAUGGCACAAAGGUAAACGUUUCCAUGGGUAGCCGAUUUGAAAUGCAUGGGUCCCUUGGCUGUCUUCAACUUGUAGAUUUGACCCAGGAUGAAGUAAAGAACCAUUUUGUGGUGAGCAUUGGAAAUACAGAAGCAUAUGAAGCAGUAAGUGACUUUGGUUUCUUUCAAUUGGUUUUCAUGAGGCCUGAAACUGAGAUGAACCACAGCGAAGCACUAAGCUUUAAAUUUAUCGAACAGUCAGAGGAAGAGUUUCUGCUGAGUCUGCACAUGGCCUCAUUACAUUAUAACCAUUCCCCAAAAAUUCUUAAAGAACUCACGUUAUCUAUGGAUGAACUCGAAGAUAACUUCCAAAACAUGUUGAAGAGUGCAGCGUCCAAAGUUUCUACUGUCCUGGUAAACAAAACAGCAGAGUACAGUGAGAUGGUUCUGCUUUUUGAGAAACCACGGAAGGCACGGGACUCGUUUGGUUUUGAGCUUGAAGAUGAUGUAGAUGGUGGGAUGGUGUCUCCUCAACAGAACCCAGUAAAAUUAAUUUUGAACAUUAACAUUGAGUCACCAGUUGUCACAAUCCCACGGAAACCUGGAAGCUCUGAGUUGUUGGUUGGGCACUUAGGCCGGACUUCAAUCCACAACUUUGUGACAGGUGAGGAUGACUCUGGGAGAAACCGGCUCCAGGUUGAAAUUAAAGACAUUAAAUUGUAUUCCCUGAAUAACAAUAUACGAGGCUGCAAGCCAGAUGCCAGCGAGUCCUCUCGGCCAAGUUCAGGUGCUACCAGUGUCUCUAGCCAGGAAGAAUUGCACUUCACACGGCAAGAUUUCUUCAAUUCCGUGCACAAGGGUCAAGCCUUUCAUAUCUUGAAUGACACCACAAUCCAGUUUAUUUUGGAGAAAAUUCCAGUUGAGUCAAAUCCAGGUUUGUCUUUCCCAGUUGAAAACUCUUCAGAUUCCUUUGAGACCACCAGUAAGAUGAAGAUUGAGGGAAAGUUUGUCAAUCCUCUUAAGGUAAUGUUGGCAAAACACGUUUAUGAACAGGUCCUACAGACAUUGGACAACCUGACAUACAGUGAGGAUCUCAGCAAAACUCCACGUGGUUCAACCACUGCCACGCCAGAAUCUCUCAAUACUACUUCUACGUUGAGAAGCCCAAAAUUCUCUGAUCUCCAACGAGAGUGGAAAGGGAGUGGGCUUUUUGGCCAAGUGAGCUACCCAUCAACUCCAGUUGAUUUUCCAAUUCCAGAGUCCAGAUCAUUCACUCAAAUUCAUGCUAAUUUCUGCAUCUCCGAGCUGCAGGUUCAGUUGUGUGGGGAUCUCACUCUAGAAUCGCAAGGAUUGGUUAGCUUAACAUUUCAAGACUUUGAAGUUGACUUCACUAAAGACCACCCUCAUACGCUCGCCAUCCAGAUCACUCUGCGGUCGCUGCUGAUGGAGGAUUUGUUGGAAAAGAAUCCAGACUCAAAAUAUAAACAUUUAAUGGUGUCUAGAGGAGCACCAAAACCUUCCAGUUUCACUCAAAAAGAAUUCCUGUCGCAGUCUUGUCCAUCUGUCUCCAACAUAGAAUAUCCUGAAAUGCCACGAUCCCUUCCAGCUCACAUAGAAGAAGCACAAAACGUCUUCCAGUUUUACCAGAGGCCAACCACUACGCAAAGAAAGCGAAACAUGGACAAAAACAUAGAGUAUCCUAUGACCCCGCCACCAUCCCCAACUUUGAAAAGCUCCAAGUUGCACUGUACUAGAACAAAUUUUGACGAAUCGUUAGUGCAUAUUAAUGUUUUACUGGUGGAUAAGAAGCAUCCGGAAUUUUCCACACAUUACAACAAGGUCAACAGAAAUGUAGAUGUAGAUUUCAACUGUUUGGAUGUGUUGAUCACACUUCAAACCUGGGUGAUGAUUUUGGAUUUCUUUGGGAUUGGCUCAACGGCUAACAACCAUGGCUUGAAACCUCCUGUGGAGGAGCUCCAGCAUCAACCAACAUCCAGUGGAUCAGGUGCUCCAUCUGAGGCAGGCCAGGAGGAACCCGUCAACACAAAACUGGAUCUGAAGGUUCACUCCCUGUCUCUGGUAUUGAAUAAGAAGACAAAUGAACUUGCCAAAGCUAAUGUAUCAAAACUGUCAGCACAUCUUGCACUGAUUGAAGGGGACUUUGCUCUACAAGGCAGUCUCGGAAGCCUUUCCCUCAGUGAUCUGACACCCCAUGGGGAGCUGUACAGGGAACGUUUUACCACUAGUGGUAAAGAAGCACUCAUCUUCAACAUUUACAAGUAUGGCAGACCAGACCCGAAGCUUAAGCGAGAUUGUGACAUGAGAGUGAGCCUUCAAAUGGCAUCAGUGCAGUAUGUUCACACCCAGCGCUUCCAAGCCGAGGUGGUGGCUUUUAUUCAGCAUUUCACACAGCUACAGGAUGUACUGGGGCGGCAGAGAGCAGCCAUAGAGGGACAAGCAGUGCGAGACAAGGCACAGAGAGCCUCUCGGAUCCUACUUGAUAUAGAGGCUGGUGCUCCAGUCCUCCUGAUUCCAGAAAGCUCCAAAUCAAACCAGCUGAUUGUGGCAAACCUUGGUAAACUGAAAGUGAAGAACCAGUUCUUGUUUGCUCGGUCACCGGGUACAUUCUCGCUGCGAGACAAGGUAGAAAAAAUUACCAUGGUUCAUGUCUUUUUCCCUCAACUGAAUCCUGAGAGUUCUCCUGUACCUCAAGAUGCUCCACUAUACACUCAGAAGACACAGAAAACCAGCACCAGCAAUCCUCAGUCCAUUCUCUCUAGACCAGAAAAACUAAGUACUGGGGCCAAGUCCUCUGAUAAAGUUGAUUUUAAUAAACCAUAUAUUGAAUCUGGAUUGCGCAUGCGUUGCAAAUCACAAGAGAGGCAGCAUGACCAGCCACAGCAUGUGGAACUAAAGGAAUCAGAAGGUGAACAUGUCUGUCUGCUCGACUGCAUCGUGGUUGACCUGCAGGAUAUGGACAUCUUCACUGCAGUGAGAUAUCCCAGAGACCAUACUGGAAGGCCUGAUAGUUGUAAUUCAGAUUUGCUUUUCCCAUCGUUUCUGGUGAGGCAUGUUGAUGGGAAUCUACUGAAGGAGCGCUGCUGGCUGAAGCUGCAAGUUGAGCGGAAUCUGGAUAAGGAGAUAAGCCAUGCUGUCCCUGAUGUGGCUAUCCAUGGUAGUCUGUCGUCAGUACACUGUUCUCUGGAUCUUAAUAAAUACAAGUUGAUUCGUGGAUUAAUUCAGAACAAUCUUGGGGAACCCAUUGAAGAGUUUAUGAGGCCAUUUGACCUGCAAGACCCCAGCAUACAUACAGUUCUUAGUGGAGAAGUAUACACAAAUAUGUCCUUUCUAAUUGAUAUGAUGAAUGUUAGUUUGGAGCUCCUGGAAUCGAAGGGCAAGAAUAUGAACACCAAUUCACUGGCAAGGUUUGAUUUCAAAAAGUCAAAGCUGCUUUAUGAGAGCUUUUCAAACACGACUAAGUCCGUAAAUCUGGUCUCUCACUCAAUGAUGGCAUACGAUACCCGAAGCACUGGACAGACAGUGAACCCUGACACCAAACCAAAUGUAUUUCGAUGCAUAUUGGAUGCAUCAAAGAGUAGUAGCAAUCAAGCCUCACUGCAGAUGGAGCUGCAUUACAGGUCAACCAGAGAUGCUUCGUGCUUCACUGUGGUUCUGAACAAUCUGCGAGUCUUUGUUAUAUUUGAUUGGUUGAUGCUUGUGCGGGAUUUCUUGCAAACCUCCAACAGCCCAAAGAAACCAGAAAGUGCCUCACCAGCUCGUGACCGCAAAGUUGGUGGUGAAGUCUUGGUUCCCAAAACAGUAAAGUAUGGAGUCAUCACAAAGCGAUCUUCUGUGCCAAUACCAAACGAGAAGUAUUUGGAAGUGAAAAUCAACGUAACUGGCACUGAAUUUGUUGUGGUGGAAGAUAUGUCAUGCCAUGAUACAAAUGCAGUCAUUCUGAAGGCAACCACCGUGCUCACCUAUAAACCACGGCUUGUAGAUCGGCCAUUCUCCGGCAGCCUUGGAGGAAUUGAGGUAUUUUCAUGCCGACUUGGCAGUGAACAAGAGACUGCUCUGUCCAUCAUCGAUCCUGUAAACGUGCAGAUGGAAUUGAUUGGAAACCCCACUUAUCAGAAAAGCUCAGGGUUGCUGGAUGCUUUUGGUAGUGAGGAUUUCCCACCAGUUCUUGAGAUUCAGUUCUCAACCCUUGAUAUCAGGCUGUCAUACAAUGAUGUCCAGCUGUUCCUGGCAAUAGUGAAGUCUUUCCCUAAGCAGACCACAGUAUUAUCUACUGUGUCCGAUCCUGAUUCUGUGAAUGCGAGCAUCAGCUCGGUUCCUUUGGCAGGAUCUGGGAAAAAAGAGACAAGCAAAUACCAGAUGGAUCCUGUACUUGAAUUACAGCUGGAUCGACUCCAGGACCUUGGUUUUAGUCUGGAAGAUUGUCGCAGAGCACUGCUGCUGUGCAAAGGCCAACUGAAUCAGGCUGCUACCUGGUUGUUUAAGAAUGCUGAUCCAGUGUCAGCAAAUGGAGCCACAUUGUGCAGCAAUGGCCGUGGUACAGGUGCAGCAUUACUGGUCUCCGGGAUUGAAGUGAAGGCUGAGAGCAUCUGUAUCUGUCUGAUUGAUGACUGUAUGGAUUGCGAUGUACCUCUUGCUGAACUUACCUUUUCAAGACUCUACUUCCUGCAGAAAGUUGGAACAAGCCCAGAAGGCUCUGCCAAUUUUACCUUCUCUGGAGAGUACUACAACCGUGAGUUGUCAGGCUGGGAACCUUUUGCCGAACCUUGGACUUCUUUGCUGAGCUGGCAGCAGCAGGCAGCCAGCCGUCUACAUCCGCCACGCCUUAAAUUGGAUCUGCAAGCAAAACAACGACUUGACAUCAAUAUCACGUCUGUCCUGAUGGAGCAGUAUAAAAGGACGAAAGCAUCCUGGAUUGCUGAUUACUGCAAGAAGGAAGAAAAGGAGUGUCCAAGAACAUUUCAGUGGAGGACAGGGAUGUACCUCGAUCCAUUAAUGCUCGGACAGAGCAACCCUCUUGCCUAUCUUAGAACUAGAAGCACUGCCAGUCUGACAAACCUAGAGCGGCAGAUAUUUGCCAGAGGACCAAACCAUUUUUUAGCAGAAGGAAAGAUACCAAAAAGACGGCAGCCAUUUGUGCCAUAUGCCCUCAGGAACCACACUGGUUGCACCAUGUGGUUUGCCACGCUCACAACUACUCCAACUAGAGUGGCACUUUCUCACAGUGAGAGUCCAGGUUUUGUACAUGAAGAAUCUGUUGCAGAACCUGAUGACACACACAAUGUUAGCCAAUGGAGCGAGGUACUCCCUGGAGAAGAAGUGCCUUUUGAAUUUGAAGCCAGGGAAAAGCUAAGACACAGGCACACUCAUGAGUUGAAGAUUCACCAGCUGUUGGUCCGGGUGAAUGGUUGGGAGCAAGUGAGUCCAGUGUCUGUGGACAAAGUUGGCAUCUUCUUCCGAUGUGCAGCACCUGAUCGAAAUAACCAGUCCUCCAUGGUUGGGAGCCCCAUUAGCAAGACCAAUAUAAUACAUCCACAUGUCUAUUUCUCAGCACUGCCUCCAGUUCGGGUUGUGUUUUCUGUGACUCUAGAGGGAAGUGCAAGAAAAGUAAUAACUGUCCGUUCGGCACUAAUUGUGAAAAACAAAUUGGAAGUACCUAUGGAACUGAGACUGGAUAGUCCAUCUGCUCCAGACAAACCUGUGGUGCUACCAGCAGUGUUACCAGGUGACUCAUUAGCAAUUCCCCUACACCUAACAUCAUGGCGUCUCCAAGCAAGACCAAAGGGUCUUGGUCUGUUCUUCUGUAAAACGCCUAUCCAUUGGACCAGUGUGGCAAAAGUAGGAGAGGUGAACAGCAGCAAGCGUGAAUGUCACUCAUCAGACUGUGAUGACAACUGCUCCUACAGGUAUUGUGUGGCAGUGAAGAAAGAAAACUAUCCUGACUACCUGCCCUUAAAUUUGAUGUCUGGCAAUGCUAUGCAGGUUUACCGGCAACCAGGCCACACCAUCUACUUGCUACCUACUCUAGUUCUGACAAAUCUACUACCCUGUGAGCUUUCCUACUAUGUGAAAGGUACCUCCAUCCGUGCGCCAUUGAAACAGGGGAAAGAUGCAGUGCUGCACACAGCUGAUACAUCACAGAACAUCGAACUUGGAAUCACACUAGAAAACUUUCCUGUAUGCAAGGAACUCCUAAUUCCAGCAGGAACCACUAACUAUCAUGUUCGUAUGCGCCUUUACGACACCAAAAAGCGCCUGCUGAAUCUGAGCAUUCGCAUAGUAUGCAGAGCAGAGGGUUCCCUGAAGAUACUCAUUUCUGCACCUUACUGGCUCCUGAACAAGACAGGGCUGCCACUAAUUUUUCGACAGGACAAUGCUAAGGCUGAUGCAGCAGGACAGUUUGAGGAGCAUGAGCUUGCACGAAGCCUCAGCCCCCUCUUGUUUAGCUUUGCAGACAAAGAGCAACCUAACAUGUGUACCAUGAGAAUUGGGAAGGGAAUUCACCCAGAUGCAGUUCCUGGUUGGUGUCAGGAAUUCUCUCCAGAUGGAGGCAGUGGUGUGCGAGCAGUGAAAGUGAUUCAGCAUGGCAACAGACCUGGACUCAUUUAUAGUAUUGGAAUUGAUAUCCGGAAAGGUAGAGGGCGGUACAGAGAUACCAACAUAGUGACCUUUGCACCCCGAUACCUGCUGGACAACAAAUCCUCACAUAAGCUAGCCUUUGCCCAACGAGAAUUUGCUCGAGGACAGGGCACUCAGAAUCCAGAUGGUUACAUUUCAACUCUACCUGGGGCCAGCGUUGUAUUUCAUUGGCCAAGAAAUGAUUAUGAUCAGUUAUUGUGUGUACGGCUGAUGGAUGUUACCAAUUGCACUUGGUCAGGGGGCUUUGAGGUUAACAAGAACAACUCCUUCCACAUCAACAUGAGAGAUACUCAAGGCAACUGUCAUCUCCUUCGAGUGGAGAUUACUCUGAAAGGAGCAACAUACCAUAUUGCAUUCAGUAACUCCGAACAGCUGCCACCGCCAUUCCGCAUCGACAACUUUUCAGAGGUUGCAAUUAUUUUCAACCAACAUGGCGUGGCAGAGCCGAGACUAAAGACCGAGGUAAAGCCAGGUACCUCACUGAAUUAUGCCUGGGACGAACCUGUCCUUGAGCCUUCCAUCACACUAACAGUGAAAGGGGCAGGCUCAUCAGAAAUUACCUGUGAUAUGAAUGAUUUCAAAGAGUCCAAGCAGCUUUACUAUGAAAAUUUCGUCUAUAUCGCUGCCACCUAUACUUUUUCUGGGCUCAUGGAAUCUUCUGGGAGGCCAGUUACUCGAAGUUCAGGACAUAAAAACAUUAGGUUUGCAGAAUUGGUUCUGGAUGUCGCACCCACAACUGGAAGAGUGAUACUGAAAAAAAAGGAACCAGGUAAAAGAUCGCAACUUUGGCGCAUGGCCAGUAAUGGAAUGAUAUGCCAUGAGGGUUCUUCUCCUCCUCAUAACCCCAACAAACCAUCCUCCAGUCGGCAGUCAAAUUCUGGACUGGUCCUAGACAUUACAGGCUUGGGUGCUGUCACUGACUGCAGAUAUGAGCCACUCAUGCUGAAAAAGCCAGAGCAACGUCGCAGCAAUACACAAACAUGGUGUUUCCGUGAUGGACGUCUGAGCUGCGGCCUGACAAGAAUGGUAGUACAGGUAACAAAAGGCUUAUAUGAUGGAGCGGAGGUAGUACUGGGUCCUGAUUCUUCCUUUGGUCUGGAACGAGUUCCAGCUGAGCAGCAGUUCAUAAACCAGAAGAUGAGACCUGGGUCAGGAAUUCUGUCUUUACGUGUCAUUCCUGAUGGACCGACAAGAGUGUUGCAGAUUGCUGACCAACAGCAUCGCAGAACAAAUCGCUCCCUCACAGGAAGCGAGGACUGUCCUGUAGAAAUCGGUGAAGUUCGGAAGCUAAAGAACUUGGAAGCUGAUCAAGAAUUAGAGGUUUUGGUGAAGCUGGAUGGAGGAAUUGGUUUGUCACUGGUUAACAAAGCUCCUGAGGAACUGGUGUUUACCACAUUAACAGGAAUAGAUGUUCAUUACACACAGACUGCCACUAGUCAAUUGCUGGAAGUCAGCAUUCAGGACAUACAGAUUGAUAAUCAGCUCCUGGGAACAAUGCAGCCUGUGAUACUCUCUGUGACCCCCAACAGUCCUGAAAGUGAAACAGAUAGUGUUGAAACAGGUCCUGCUGUUCAGAUCAAUGCAAUGAAGAUCCCCAGCAAGAGUGCACUGACUGAACUCUUCAAGCAUCUUAUGAUCACGGUACGGAAAUUAACAGUUCAAAUUGAAGAGAAGCUCUUGUUGAAGCUGCUACACUUCUUUGGCUUGGGGCAGUUGGAUCAAGAUGUUGAAAAGCCAGAUGAAAAUGCCCCGGAACAGAGCAAUGAGCAAGGUGGGACAGCAAAGCGCUACUAUUUUGAAAACCUCAAACUCAGCAUGCCACAAAUCAAGAUGAGCGUGUUUACCUCCAGCAAAUUACCACUUGAGCUCAAGGCUUUGAAGGGUAUUCUGGGAAUACGAUUGAUUCGAUUUGAGGAUGCAGUUAUUCACUUGGAUCCAUACACCAGAGUACAUCCGUAUGAGACACAGGAAUUUAUCAUCAAUGACAUUCUCAAGCACUUUAAGGAGGAGUUGAUGAGUCAAGCAACUCGAAUCCUGGGCUCGGUGGAUUUUUUGGGCAAUCCCAUGGGACUUCUGAAUGACGUUUCAGAAGGUGUCUCCGGGCUGAUCAAAUAUGGAAACGUUGGAGGCUUGAUACGAAAUGUCACGCAUGGUGUCUCCAAUUCAGCUGCUAAGUUUGCUGGAACUUUAUCAGACGGAUUGGGAAAGACAAUGGACACAAGACAUCAGGCUGAGCGUGAAUCUAUCCGCUAUCAAGCAGUGACCAGCGGUGAACACCUUGUGGCUGGAAUUCAGGGCCUGGCUCAUGGUAUACUUGGUGGAUUCACCAGUGUCAUCACCUCAACAGUAGAAGGAGUGAAAACAGAUGGUGGCGUCAGUGGUUUUUUUUCAGGCCUUGGAAAAGGACUCGUCGGCACCGUAACCAAACCUGUAGCAGGUGCUCUGGACUUUGCUUCAGAGACAGCACAGGCUGUGCGAGAAACCACAACAGUGAGCAACUACAGGAUGCUUAACCAGAGAGUUCGAAGGCCACGCUGUUGCAUUGGACCUCACCGCCUCCUACCCAGAUACAGUGAGAAACAGGCCGAAGGACAGGAGCAGCUUUUCAAAGUGACUGACAAUAUUCAGGCUGAAUUUUUCAUUGCUGUGGAACAGAUUGACAGUUACUGUGUUCUCAUAUCAUCGAAGGCAGUGUACUUUUUGAAGCAUGGCGACUAUAUUGACAGGGAUGCCAUUUUCCUGGAGGUCAAAUAUGAUGACCUGUACCACUGCCUCAUCACAAAGGAUCAUGGGAGGGCUUAUUUACAGCUGACAAAAAAGGCUGAAAGUUCAAGCAGUGGUGUGGCCAUACCUGGGCCAUCACAUCACAAACCAAUGGUCCAUGUGAAAUCAGAGUCUCUUGCACUAAAGAUCUCACAAGAAAUUAAUUACGCCAAAAGCCUCUACUAUGAACAGCAGCUCAAGUUGCAAGCCACCCAGAACCAAGAGAACCUGGAGCUGGACUCCUAGAAGUCUUUCUAGAGAACAAUCAUUUAUAAUACAAGUCCUGUGACAGACAACAUUGAUUCUCAUGAAUGGUAGUAUAUUAUCUGAGUACGCAUCUCAUGAACUAAUUUCAUUUGAACCUCAGUUUAAAGCCUAGUUGAAGCAAACAGGUGAGGGAUUGAUGAUAUGCUUAGGUUUGGAGACAGUUUAUUACAAGAUGCGGAGCAGGUUCUGUUCAAAUUGUAUUUUACAUUUUAUAUAUUGUAUUUACAGAGAAAAAUUGUGACAAGAGUUGAGAGUUCUUUAUAUUUUACUAAUCUGUACAUACCUGUAAUAUUACUUUAAUGUAAAUAUUUAGAAAAGCUCACAGGAACAAUUUGUGUACAGAAGCUGCAUUUAGAACUAGCUGCAGCAUAAUGUAACAGAUUACUUUAUUGCACUAGUAUGCAUUUCAUUUCUCGGGCAGUGCAUGCCCUAUGCAGUGUACAGGGAAAUAGCAUUUGCGAAAAGAGUUACCAGGCCCACGGCUACUCUUUCCAGAUGUUUGCUUGUCACACAACUUAGAGUCACUGCCUUUGCAAAUUGGUAAACCAGAUGAAUUGUUAGCACAAAUAGGGAAAGCAGUGGGUUGAGGGGGAAAUUAUAUAGUAUCAGCAUGGGUAUAGAUGCAAAAAGUGUAUUUCUGUGAUGCAGUAUUACCAGGUCACUUUUCUGACAAUGUGUGAAAGUGACAGUGAGAUGACUGCUGCCCUCUAGGCAAUAAGUGGUUAAGUCAGAUGGGGAGGAUAUUAUCUGGUGUGGUUUAAAAUUUCAGCCAGAAGCACAGGGAUAUGCAUAAAAAUUCCAUCCACCCUCUCUUCAGAUUGAAUAAAGUUAUCAUCAAUUAAGAAAAUCCUCUUUCUCCUCAUCCUUACACUCUGGCUUCUGUCAAAAGAGCACAAAGUAAUAGCAAGCAGUGAAUUGAUUGCAGAAUGCUGUGCACUUGCCUGUUGAGAAGUAGCCGUUGAAUGUGGUCAGAUUCUGAUGGGAUUUGGAACAAGUCUAUGACAGAGUACUAUCUGUGUAACCACAGCUGCACUGAGACCUAUUGUAAGUAUACAAAGUGUGUACAUGGGUGCACAUGCUCAGAAAACGUUUAUAGUAUUACAGCUAGAAAAUUAGCUCUCUAGAAAAGGAAAGACUAUAACUUAAAAACUCCAAUUAUAAUGCAGAGGGGUUUUAUCUCUGCACUGUAUGCACAACAUGUGUUGGACAAAUCUCUGCCACUAUUUUCUGUUAUUGUAAGAGGAAUCAGGAAUAAUACAUCAUGGUAUUCAAACAAUGGUUGGUUUGAUGAGGAGAGCUGAAUAUUAGAGUGACCAUCCAGUAGACUGCCAGGUUUAGUGACUGCACAGUAAUUUUGAAGACCAAACAAAAAGUGACCGACCAAAGACUCCAUACGUGUGCAGGUGUCCAAAGUGGACAAAGUUGUAUUUUCAGGGAGCCCACAGUAAGGAGACAGCUGUAUCCAACCUGUUCAAUCAUAUACUAUAAGCUGUACAGCAGAUGAUGUGUAAUCUGAUAAUAUUUGAGAGUCACUGAUUGUUUGAUUCAGAAGAGAUCCUGAUCAGCUUGCUUUGCUGCAUGAGAUUCUGAUCAGCCUGCUAUGGUGGUAGGCUCCAGCAGAACUGUGUUUGGAGUUGCUAUUCCUGCUUUCCUUCUAAGGCACCAUCUUUGAGAUAAUUUUACAAGUUUUCCCAGAUUUGGUGGGUGGACGGUAUGGGUUGGAGUGAGAUAGGUUUAUAUAUUCCUGCAAGGGACAUGUAACAAAAAAAAAUGAUUUUACCAUCCCCACUCAAACCCAGCAACAUAAUUGAUUUUUUGUG